Nerophis lumbriciformis (worm pipefish) is the source of this 2871-nucleotide messenger RNA. It is a transcript of the gene patl2, whose product is annotated as PAT1 homolog 2. Gene Ontology annotation, cellular component: P-body. Gene Ontology annotation, molecular function: RNA binding. NCBI's taxonomy places the organism in Eukaryota, Metazoa, Chordata, Actinopteri, Syngnathiformes, Syngnathidae. The record is from RefSeq and is a predicted model, not a curated record. Gene Ontology annotation, biological process: deadenylation-dependent decapping of nuclear-transcribed mRNA; P-body assembly.
CGCACACAGGACAGGUGAAGACAAUUGAACAGUAAUGAGAGUCUGUAACAGUCUGAUAACAGAUAGAUAACACGGACAAAAAUCACAGUGGCCUGUACGCUCUAAACUAAGGGAAUACACAAUGAGUGAUUCAGAGCAACAGCAACAGGUGGCCGAAAAAGUAGCAGAAGAGUCCAAGCAGCAGCUCGCGUGGCCUGAAAAUGGAGAUGAUUGGAGUGAAGAUGAGGCCGAGAACAACAUGGACUGUGGCCUUUUGCAGGCCAUGGCGGAGGAGGAUGAGGAGAUCAACGUCCACAACGAGGAGACAUUCGGCAUGGAAGUAGACUCCCAGAUUGCCUCAGGCGAUCCCAACGACACCCUCCUACAGUUUGGCAAGUCACCGCGUCGGCCAACCACGCCACCACCACCGCCGCCAGACUCGACGCCUCUGUCCCCGAAACCUCCAUUCUUAGGACCUCCAUCUCCUCACAGCUUGCAUUCCCCUCCCAGACCGGGGCUGAAGUUUAUGCCCCGGCCACCCACAGGGCAGCGAGGUAGAGUGCCGAGGAGGGGGCUUGGCAGGGGUCCCAUCUUUGAAGACCCUGCCGUGAUGAGGAUAGUGGAAGGACGGCCGAGCCUCAAGAGUCUUGAUAGCGCCAUAGUGGACUGUGGGAAUGUCAUGUACCACCAUUCCUUUGAUGAGGAUUGGAUGUUACCGUCUUACAGGAAGACCCGAAGAAUCUCUGGAUCAAUACUUCAGGACAGUGCGAUAGUGUGUGUAAUUGAGGGUCACAGAGGCAGAGGGCAGCACCAGACCUCCAACUUCCUGGAUCCUGCAGCCUCCUUCAGGGGUAGGAGAGGGGGAGAACCAAGGGGACCCUACUGUAGGCGGCAGUUUGACCCGAGAGACCUAACACAGAUGCGUGCACCCAUGAUACCAGGAUCCCCCUUUUUACGCCAGCCCUUAACUCAGAGGCAGCACUACAACCAGACAGGAGGAUUUAUGUAUCCUGCAAACCGUCCGUGCCCCUCUACCCCGCGGCCGCUCGCUCCCAAAAUGAUGCAACUCCGCUUCGGGGCCAACUCGCCAAGGCCGUCCCCUUUCUACAGUCCCUCGGUUAAUCCCGUGCAACAAGUCAGAUACCCUGGUCCGGUCACUCAGCUCCACCCGCAACAUAAACGUUUACUCAGCCAAAAACAACGUAUAUUCCAGAGAAAAAUGGAGGGCUGGGAUCCUUACUGUAGUCUGAUGACAGCCAAGGAGAAGGAGUGGAUCAUCCGGCUACAGAUGAUCCAGUUGCAAAGCGAGAAUCCAUACCUUGAGGAUUACUACUAUCAGGAGUACUACCGGCGAGUAGAAGCAAAGCUGGCCGAAGAGGAGCUGGGAAUCAGGAGCAAGAGGGAGCCACCCAAGCUGACAACACCUUACAUAAAACAUACCGACGCAUACACACCAGUGGUGCACAUUGAAGGCUCCCUGGGUCAAGUGGCGGUGUCCACGUGUUACUCUCCUCGGCGUGCCAUCGGCGCCGUUCAUGCGAUUAAAGCUCAGAGUCCUCCUGAGGAUCAAAAAGACACUAGACGACAGCGAUUAGAGGUCCUUAGCAAGAUUGAAAAGCUAUUCAUAGUUCUGUUAGAAGUGGAAGAGACAGACCGGAUAAAAACAUCAGUCAUGUCCGAGCCUGAAGAGAGAAGGUUGAUAGAGAAGACCCAGAGGAAGGUGGAGCACAUCUUCUCCGAGAUGCAGCAUCAUGACGCUCUAGAUUCAGGAGGAGAGUUUCUGCCAUUCCUGGUUGUCCCAAAGGGCAAAAAGCUUCUCGCCCGGCUCAUACCGUUUCUUAAGCACGACUCUGCCAUUAAGAUCCUGAUGAUCGUGACCUCCAAUCUUCCCACGCUGAUGAGCAGAGACACAGAAGAGACACUUCCAGUGCUUUACCCACCUCUUCGGAAUGUGAUUGGCAGCUUGACCUUCAGUCAGCUGAUAGGGAUCCUCAGAGUUCUGACGUCAGCUGAAACAUCCACCAAUGAGUGCCUCUCACUAGCGUGCCAGAACAAGUUCGGCCUGUCGUUGCUUUAUGCACUGCUGUCCCAUGGAGAGAAGUUGUUGUCUUCUGGCGUUCCCCUGGAGCCCAGCAUCGGCGACUUUGAGACAUGGACGGACACAAUAUUCCAGGUGGCGGGACAGCUCUCCCAGUGUUCUCUGGUGGAGCCGCUCCUCUUGCCCUCCAACUUGCUGACUCUUUUCUGCCGCUACCUGGACAAGCGCACGGUGCAUCAGCUGAAAAGCAACAUGGAGUCUGCAACAGGAUGCCUGGCUCUUCCGUCCUGAUCAGGAUGGAAACCAAAGAGACCUCCAUGCCAAGUGGCAGUGGAACAAAAGAAGCAGAGGUGAAACUUGCACAUUACACCAAAGCUAUGUUUAUAUUUAGAUUCUUAUUCCUAGCCCCUUCUACCUCACAUUUGUGCACACCCAAAGACUGUUUCCCUUUCUUUCUUUUAUUAGCUGUUUUUGUUUUUUCCCCUCUGUUUGGUCUCAAGCAGAUUAAAUUAAGUAUUUACGCAGAAGUCUGGUUUUUGUCCAUAUUUAUGUAUUUACAAUCAAAUUGCGUUGGAUCAGAAAUGUGUGACUCGGUUGAGGAUUGUAUAGUAAUGUAUUAUGAUUGUACAGCCAAACCUAUUUGUUAAUAGUAAUCACUAGAUGUUGUCAAAGCAUGGCCCCAUGCACACUAGCCAUGCAGUUUUGCGUUUGUUUUUUUUGUAAAAAGGCAUGACUUGUGUAUACAUGUAAUGUAUUUGAUGUGACCUUUUAUUUAUUCAUUUGGAAACAGGAAUCAUUUGAAUAUCACUCUUGUAGAGCACUUGCAAUAUAAAUAAAAAAAACAUCUUUAAAAA